Messenger RNA from Bombyx mandarina (wild silkworm), 1244 nucleotides. RefSeq lists its product as uncharacterized. NCBI's taxonomy places the organism in Eukaryota, Metazoa, Arthropoda, Insecta, Lepidoptera, Bombycidae. The record is from RefSeq and is a predicted model, not a curated record.
GGCAGGUGUUCACGCAACCACGGCAUUUGUACUUUUCAAUCCCAGAAAUCAGGCCAGACAAUUAUUGUAUUUUAAGUAUUAAAAAUGAAAUAAGUUUAAUAUGAAAAGUAGGCGCUUAAUAGUUCUUUGGGAAAAAAAUGGCAUUAGUUUACAGUUGUUGUUUUUGGUUUUCUUUAAGACUAGGUGGAAUUUUAAUCGGACUUUUUUGCUUGUUUCAGGCAAUUUUCAUACUCAUAUUGUGUUGUUUGGGUUACACUUACGCGAACACUUUGGAGGAUGAAAUCACCGAAUGGAUCAACAACUACAAUCUUAUUUACGCCGAAGAUUAUUUAAUUAACGUCAGCGAAGAUCCAGUCAAGUAUAUUUCGUUUACUGUGACAUUAUCAUGUUUUUACAUUUUUAUAUGCAUAAUGUUUAUAUACGGAGCUUAUAUGGUGAGUAAGCGAAAUAAUAUCCUCAUGGUUUCCUUUAUAUUACUUGAAUUGUUAAGACUCGUUAUGCUUUCGACCCUUGUUGCUACUGGGCUGUUAAUACUGAAACAAAAUACGAUGGAUAUUGGUGUUCUAAUUGGAGCUAGUGUUUUCGGCGGUUUUUUAUUGUUGGGACUGUUUUAUUUAUGGAUAUGUUGCGCAAAUUUACCAAUAUUGAUUAAUGAAAUGGAACGAGAUGAACAAUCUAAAACAAUAGAAAAAUUGCAAAAGAUUAUAAAAAUGAACAGCUUCAGAACGCAAAUCUUUGGUGAUCAUUCGGCCAUUUUUCAACCAUCGGAGCAAAGCCAAAAAAUAUUUGUAACGCCGAAGAGGAAAAUUAAAAAAAAUAAUGUAAACACUAUCCGGCAUCCAAUACGUAACACUAAGUAUUAAAUUUUAUCCUUUUAUUCAGGAUAAUAAUUAAUAACAGAAAAUAUCUAACCUAAAAUUAAGGAAAUACUAUUAUAAAAUUAAAAGCAACGAACAUUACCUAUUUGUAGGUGUCCUAGAAACAGUUAAAAUGUAUGCAGCUGUAACUUUAAAAAAUAUGUAUAAAACGCGUCAUGUCUACUCACGUGGUAUCUGUUUUCUUAGAAAAAAUGGCACCUGUCUGUGUAAUUGAACACCGUCAUUGUCAGAUCGCUCAAUUGGAGUACACCGGGCGUAUUAUCGUGCAGACCACGGUCACAUACAUAUCGAAGGUUAGGCACCAAAUCGAUAAUGAAGCUGCCUACCUAGUGUUGUCCCCACAAGUCCAAGUCCUAAUAGGGAUGU